Messenger RNA from Cantharellus anzutake, 1410 nucleotides. RefSeq lists its product as uncharacterized. Bases 135 to 1208 code for a protein of 357 amino acids. The transcript has 4 exons. Gene Ontology annotation, molecular function: protein binding. The record is from RefSeq and is a predicted model, not a curated record. NCBI's taxonomy places the organism in Eukaryota, Fungi, Basidiomycota, Agaricomycetes, Cantharellales, Hydnaceae.
CAGAAUCUCUCUCACACCUAGACAAACAAGCCGUUGUGUGAUGUCACAUCUUCUCCAUAGGGGCCCAGCGAUCCGAGCCGCGGUCCCAGAGUGAAAGUGCUUUAUAAUACGCUUGUUCACAGUCCAAUUAACACAUGCAAGCUCUUCCACAGGCUACCCCGGUGAGACUGCGAAGCCCUGUCCCAUACGAUAUCUGGGCGGCCGUCGUGGCAUUUGCGGAUUUCUACACGCUAGCUGCGAUCAGUCUCGUGUGCAAGGAGCUCAAACACGAAGCAGCUAAGCAUCUUUGGAGGUCAUUCACCCUCCGCGUAGAUCCAAGCUUUGAUGAUAUCUGGGGGAGGAGGCACCUGGAGGAAGGGUGUGCAAUCAUUCUGACUGAGCGGCGCUAUCUGCGUGUGCAAAACAUCCGCAUCGACAUUCAAUCAGCAUUAGGGGCUGAAUUGGAGCCCGAAGUUGACAAGACGCUGAGAACCAUAUUCCAUACCCUCCAUCAUUGCAGUAGUCUUCGCUCGCUAUCAAUAACCUCAGCUCAUCACCGAACCAAGAUUGCGCGGUCACUUUCACUUCAGCCAUUUGCCUUCACGAAGCUCCAGCAUUUUUCCACCGACUUGUUUUGUGAUGAGAACUUACACGGUUUCUGGGGCAGGCAUCAGCAGCUCACAUACAUCGAAUUGCGCGCCGUCGACCCUGGGAUAUCAAACGUUCCAUCACCCCUCCCGUCUCUAGAGGGUAUUUACGCCAGUCUCGCUCAUCAUACUGCUGUCAUUCCUGGAUCGCCCGUCAAGUCGGUUCAUAUCUCCGGACUCUGGGAAGGCGAGUGCACCCUACUCAUGCACAACCUGGAACAAAGCACGUCGCCUGGUGGUAUCCAACAUCUCUCCAUGGAGAUAUUCGAUACAGAAGUGACAGCCCACCCUUACACCUCAAUCAUUGCAAACCUCCCUCAUCUCAAAUCAUUAUCUGUGACUCAUGGUGAUAUGGCGGACCGUGAUGAUCGGGCUGCCGCUAUAAAUGCCCUAUGUCAACUACAAGAACUCGAGGUGUUUGAAUGGGGGGGAGGAAGCGCAGCAGGUCAGGCGGAUAUUUUUGCCGCUUGCUCGAAGAACUGCAAGUCCCUGAGGCAGAUUAGCUUUCGCUGGGGCAACUAUUUCCAGAGGAAGUUUGUCAGGGAUAGCGAACACGCUGCAUGGGGGAUUGUGAGACAGUGACGACGCGAAGACGCUAUUCUAUUAUGUUCAGAUGGCACGGAGGCUUUUUGACCCAUCCUAGUCUGUUUCCGAUCCCGUUUUCCUUCGGAUUCAGUACUGGUGAUAUUUGCACCACUAAUUAGUAAUAGAAUAUCCUCGCCUUUUAAUGCCCCGCACCAGUACUGACCGCUGCCGAGAAGCCUUCCGUCGAGAAGGAGAGUUC